Molecule: messenger RNA, 2454 nt
Organism: Aphis gossypii (cotton aphid)
Lineage: Eukaryota; Metazoa; Arthropoda; Insecta; Hemiptera; Aphididae
Exons: 7
Coding region: 1-2454 (817 amino acids)
Biological process (GO): DNA recombination; DNA integration
Molecular function (GO): DNA binding
Source: RefSeq, a predicted model, not a curated record
AUGGCAAUUACAGUUGAUAUUGAUUUGGCGCAGCCAACUACCGAUACAGCAUUUCCAUCUGAAUUCAGCAAAAACAUAGUUUCAUCUAUUACUUCUGUAAAUGAUUUACAUGAAAAUAAAAAGUACAAUGAAGAAAUGGCAAAAUCCUCAUUAGGAGUACAUAUCACUGAAGAAGAUUUAAGAUCCAGUAAACCUAACCAUUUCAUGAAUACAACUGAAAAUGAAAUUGAGUUAUCUGAUAGUUUGGACGAAGAUGAAGAUUCGGGAUCUGAAUAUUUGCCAUUUAAUAAAUCAAAUGAUUUAUCAUUUACUAGUUCAUUAUUACGUGAAAUGGAGAGUGAUGAAUCAGAAAAGUAUUUAACUCUAGAUGCUCCGAGCACUUCAAAAGUAAUAUUAGCUGCUGAAAAUAAUUUAUUACCUUCAACUUCUUCAAAUACAAAAUUACCAAACAAUAAUUUACGUGUGCCUUUUGUACCAAAAAAUUUUAACUUUGAUGGUGAAGUAGAAAAAAGUAGAAAAACAGCUGUUAAAAACAAAAGAAUUUGGGACAAAUUAGAUAGUUGCAUAUUUUGUGAAAAACAAGUUACAAAUUUUACUAGACACAUACUAAGAAAACACAAAGAUGAAACCGAAGUUAUGAAGUAUGAAACGUUACCUAAGGGCUCUGCUGACAGAAAACAUCUGGCUGACGUUUUAAGAAAAAGGGGUAAUUUUUUAUCUAAUGUAGAAGAAGGUAAUAAAAUAAAGCCUGUUCGCCGUCCCUAUGAGUUUGUGACUAAGCCAAUUUCUAAUAAUACAACAAAAUCUAAUGGUAGAAAUCGACCUCAAGCUGAUGGCCAAAAUUUGCUAUUAACAUUUACUGAUACAGACGAAGAACUAGUGACAAAAGUUUUUCCAAGAAUGGCAAGUGAUAAUAUUUCCUUUGUCGCAAAAUCUGAUAAAUUAAUUAAAGCUUUUGGAUCACGAUAUUUAAAAUGCCAUAAAGAAAAACAUCUUAUAGCUGUUGUUUCCCAAAAAAUGCGAACGUUGGCUCGUUUUUUAAUUUCAGUAAGAUCAUUAAUUCCUGAAAUUCACUCACUUCAAGAAUGUUUGACACCAAAAUAUUUUGAUAUAUCAAUUAAGAGUGCUAAACAAGUUGCACAAUACAAUGACAAAACAGAUAGCUUCGGAUCUCCGUCUGUAGUUUUAAAAAUCGGGCAAUCAUUGAAGCAAUGCUGUGAAAUUGGUGAGUUUAUUUUAUUAAAAGAAAGUGAUGGCCUAUGUAUGUAUUCAAAUGAAAAAAACGCGUUAAAUAGUAUAAAGUAUAUGAUUGAAAAACAGUGGUCCUUUGAAAUAUCAACUAAUGCUACCAAGGAUAUUUACCAAAAAAAAUGGAACAAACCAGCCAUUUUACCACUUACAUCAGAUAUAAAAUUAUUCAGGGAUUAUAUUGUAAAUGUAGAAAAGGACUCUUAUGAAAAAUUAAAAUUAAACCACAAUAAUUUACAAGCAUAUCGUGAACUACAAGAAAGCAUUUUGGCACAAAUUGUUUUAUUAAACCGUCGGCGGUCAGGAGAAGUACAAAGAAUUCUUCUUGACAUUUACAAUAAUUCGUUUUCUGAAAUUUCUCAAGAAGAAGUACUAAACGCCUUAUCUCCAGUAGAAUUAGAACUAACCAAAAGUUUUAAACGUAUAGUCAUUAGAGGGAAACGUGGAAGAGGAGUUCCAGUACUAUUUAGUCCUCACUUACAAAAACGUCUACAUUUCUUAACAUCCUUAAGGGAAACUGUUUGCUUUAUUGAUAAAAAUAAUCCAUAUCUAUUUCCGUUACCUCAGACAUCUGAAUCCUGUAUGAGAGUUUCUGAUAUUAUACGUAAAUUUUGUAAAAAUGCAGGAGUUAAACACCCUGAAAAUAUAACAUCGACUCGUUUAAGGAAACAUGUUGCAACAGUCACUCAGUUGUUAAAUUUAUCAGAAUCUGAUAUUGAGCAGUUAGCAACAUUUUUAGGCCAUACCAAAGAUGUCCACAAAGAGUUUUAUAGACUUUCAGACAGCGCUUUUCAGGUGGCAAAAAUGAGCAAGCUUUUACUCAUGAUUGAAAAAGGUCAAGGGGAUCAAUACAGAGGAAAAAGUAUUGAUGAAAUAAAUAUAAAUGUUAAUGAUUUAAUAUCUGGUGAAUCUAGUGAUGAAGAAAUUAUUGAAUCUCCAAACCAAGCUACUUCUACUCCAAGAAAUAAAAACAAAUUAAAAAUAACAGAAAAAAAAAUAAAACAUAAAAUUACCAUUAUACCUUGGAAUGAUGAUGAAAAGUCAAUAACAACUAAAUAUUUUAAAAAAUACAUACUAUUGGGUAAAGCCCCUAGAAAAAAAGAAUGUGAAGAAUUUCUAAAAAUAAAUCCAAAUAUUAAUAGGACUUGGAAAAGUAUUAAAGAUUUUGUACAUAAUACUGGGAAUGAUGCACAAGACACAUGUUGA